This is a messenger RNA of Ceraceosorus guamensis, 1047 nucleotides long. RefSeq lists its product as hypothetical. The record is from RefSeq and is a predicted model, not a curated record. The coding region runs from base 1 to 1047 and encodes 348 amino acids. NCBI's taxonomy places the organism in Eukaryota, Fungi, Basidiomycota, Exobasidiomycetes, Ceraceosorales, Ceraceosoraceae. The transcript has 2 exons. Gene Ontology annotation, molecular function: hydrolase activity.
AUGUACGCGCUCAAAGUAGCUGGAAUCCGCUUUCUGCGGUUCCUCAUUCCAGUCGUGCUCAAGUUCAUGGGUCCAAAAGCGCACGGUCCGCCUGCCAAGCCCAGCAUCAAGCUGCGUCUCAAGACCAAGUCCAAACGUCGAGUAUUGAUUCACAUUUAUCAACCGAGCAGCAACAGCAGCAAUCUCUCUCCUUCUCCUCCUUCUCCUCCUCCUCCGGGCAGCUCUACUGCCUCAAGUCGGAGCGCAAGACCAGCAGCCAUCAUCAAUUUGCACGGCUCGGGUUUCUGCUUCCACUCUUUUGGAGAGGAUGGCAAAUUUUGUCAAUUGAUGGCGGAUAGCAUCAACGCCAUCGUCUUUGAUGUCGACUAUUCGCACGCCCCCGAGCAUCCUUUCCCAGCAGCAAGCGAGGAUGUGGAUGCCGUCUUGUCCUUCUUGCAACAAGGUUGCAUCGCAUCCGACGAUGCGGAGGACAAACCCCACACGAGCCCACAAGCCUCUUCCAUAAAUUGGGAUGCCUCCAAAAUCGCUCUGACCGGCUUCAGCUCCGGCGGAAAUCUCGUCCUCACAGCCUGCGUUCGCGCUCAUCAGCGCGGAGACGCGAGCAUCAAAGCAGUGGUCGCCUUCUAUCCUUCCACCGACCUCGCCGAAUCUCCUUACAACAAGCCAGCUCUAUCUCCAUCAAAAGGCGCAGCCGGCGGUGUCCUUCCUCCCCAGCUUCGCCACUUCCUCUACGCCUGCUACCUGCCUCCACCGCAAAAGAGGGACGACCCGCUCGUCUCGCCCAUCUACGCAUCGACCCAAGCUUUCCCGAGCAGCACCACCAUCAUCACGUGCCAGGGCGAUUCGCUGGCUAGAGAAGCGCGGAAUCUGGCCAAGAAGCUCGAGGAAGCUGGACGAGAUGUGGUGCAUUACGAGGCAAAAGGUCAAGGACAUAACUGGGACAAGAUGGUCAAGGAAGGCACAGAGCCGGCCAAGCUGAGAGACGAAGCCUACGAGCUCGCGAUGAACCGUCUGCAAAAGGCCCUAGAAUUCAGCGCAGCAGCCUGA